Molecule: messenger RNA, 1725 nt
Organism: Pipistrellus nathusii (Nathusius's pipistrelle)
Lineage: Eukaryota; Metazoa; Chordata; Mammalia; Chiroptera; Vespertilionidae
Source: the annotation of a GenBank genome assembly
AUGGCGAUCGAAGGUGGAGAAAGAACCUGUGGAGUGCAUGAACUUAUCUGUAUUAGAAAAGUCUCUCCAGAGGCAGUUGGAUUUCUGUCAGCGGUUGGGGUGUUUAUUGUCCUGAUGCUGCUCCUUUUUCUCUAUAUUAAUAAGAAGUUCUGUUUUGAAAAUGUUGGCGCAUUCCCAGAUCUUGGUUCAGGAUACAGUACAAGAAAGAAUUCACAAGAUAAAAUUUAUAAUUCCUACAUGGACAGAGAUGAGCACGGCUCAUCCUCUGAAAGUGAAGAUGAAGCGCUGGGUAAAUACCAUGAGGCCUUAUCCCGAACACACAAUUCCAGACUCCCGUUGGCUGAUUCUAGACAAAAGAACUAUACUUGGGAAACAAGACAAAAAUACAGUCCUCUGUCUGCAGAGUAUGAUGGAUACAGUAGUGAAGCAUCCAUAGACGAAGGAAACUGCAUCCAGAGAAUGCGAAGGACGCCCCCUCUGGACGAACUGCAGCCCCCGCCAUACCAGGAUGACAGCGGGUCCCCCCACCUCUCAUGUACGCCCUCCGAAAUCGGGGACAGUAAAUGUGAAUUUUCCCACUGCAGCAACAGCCCACGACGCUCCUAUCACAAGUGCCCGAGCGAGGGAAGCACGGGUCACGAAAUAGAGAGUUUUCACAACAAAGGAUACGAAGAGGACGUUCCCAGCGACAGCACGGCCGUCCUGAGCCCCGAGGACAUGUCAGCUCAAGGAUCAUCUUCACAGCUUCCCAAACCCUUUGAUCCUGAGCCAGAAGCUAAGUAUGGCACGCUGGAUGUGACUUUUGACUAUGACUCACAGGAACAGAAGCUCCUGGUAACCGUGACAGCCGUCACAGAUAUACCAACAUAUAACAGGACAGGUGGCAACUCAUGGCAAGUACACCUUGUUCUUCUACCUAUAAAGAAACAGAGAGCAAAAACCAGCAUCCAGAGAGGACCAUGCCCUGUCUUCACAGAAACGUUCAAAUUUAACCAUGUUGAAUCUGAGAUGAUUGGAAAUUAUGCAGUUCGAUUUAGACUGUAUGGUGUACACCGCAUGAAAAAAGAAAAGAUUGUGGGGGAAAAGAUUUUUUAUUUAACCAAAUUGAAUCUUCAAGGGAAAAUGUCAUUACCUGUGAUAUUGGAACCUUCUUACAAUCAUUCUGGCUGUGAUUCCCAAAUGAGCAUGUCCGAAGUGUCCUGUAGCAGAAGCACAUCCUCCUGUCAGUCUCUUGAGCAUGGCUCAGUUCCAGAAAUCCUCAUUGGCCUGCUUUAUAACGCCACCACUGGCAGACUAUCGGCAGAAGUCAUCAAAGGCAGCCACUUCAAAAACUUGGCAGCAAACAGACCACCCAAUGGACUGUUCUGUUGUCUAAAACACUUGAUAGGUGGACAGGUUUAUAUAAUCCGAGAUACAUAUGUUAAGUUAACUCUCCUCAAUUCCAUGGGUCAAGAAAUGUCUAAAUGCAAGACAUCCAUCCGCAGAGGGCAGCCAAACCCGGUGUACAAGGAGACGUUUGUCUUUCAAGUGGCCCUGUUUCAGCUCUCUGAUGUGACCCUUAUCCUGUCCGUGUAUAACAAGCGCAGCAUGAAAAGAAAAGAGAUGAUAGGCUGGAUUUCUCUAGGUCUGAACAGCUCUGGGGAGGAGGAACUCAAUCACUGGACCGAAAUGAAAGAGUCGAAAGGACAGCAAGUGUGCAGGUGGCACGCGUUACUGGAGUCGUGA